Messenger RNA from Styela clava, 1642 nucleotides. Its product is annotated as transcription factor MafK-like. Gene Ontology annotation, cellular component: nucleus. Lineage: Eukaryota; Metazoa; Chordata; Ascidiacea; Stolidobranchia; Styelidae. Gene Ontology annotation, biological process: regulation of transcription by RNA polymerase II. The record is from RefSeq and is a predicted model, not a curated record. Gene Ontology annotation, molecular function: DNA-binding transcription factor activity, RNA polymerase II-specific; RNA polymerase II cis-regulatory region sequence-specific DNA binding.
CUCACAGUUUCGUUUUCGCUUGACGUUGUGCUGUUCUAGUUCCUUCGCUGUGUGCUAAAACUGUUAUCUGGUUACACUGCUUGUUUCAGUAUUCUUGAGCUUUGUCAGAGAAAAAACAUUGUGUGAGGUGAUGGAAGAUUCUGAGAACGUGCCUGUGAAAAAUUCAGAGGUCAAGAUGGAGAAUAUUGGACAAGGACAUCAAUUUACAGAUGAUGAAUUGCUUAACAUGAGUGUGAGAGAUCUUAACAGAAGUUUACGAAACCUGACACCAGAGGAAAGUAGGAGAUUAAAACAGAGAAGGCGAACAUUGAAGAAUCGUGGUUAUGCAGCAUCAUGCCGUAUCAAACGAUUAACACAGAAAGAUGAACUGGAUUUACAAAGACAGAAGCUGCAAAAAGAGGUUGAAAUGAUAGCUGAGGAAAAUCAAAAGAUGAAUAUGGAAUUAAGAUCAUUACAAAAGAAAUAUGAAGAUCUUGAAACAUUUGCUAAAAGCAUGGCAAAGAAUAAUAAUUCCGAGUCACCGGAAACACUAGAAGAUGAAGAAGAAUUUUCCUCAACGCAAGUUACAACUAUUUUGAACAAGACAGAAACAUGAUCGCUCGCAACAUGAGAUUUAAAACUGUUAUCUCUAGUGAAAUUAAACUAUCCUGAGUCGAAAAAACGGGUCGUUAGCUUAUGCUUGACAAAGUGCUAUAACAUUGUUCACUCUGUUUGGACUAAUGCGCUUUACUCAAUCAUUAUUUUCAAACAUUUUCUGCACUUAUCAAUAUCAUAUCGUCUUCUUUUUAGAUUGCUAUUAUCAAUUUUGUGGCAAACUUGAUCUGUUGUAAAUGACUUCUGCUAUUAGUUACUUGGUUUUUAAUGAUCUAUACAUGUAUUUGGUAUUGACGAGGAUGCUUGAAUAGGUAGACUUUUUUUGUAGUAAAAGCUUCAUGAAUAAGAUGAGCUCACCAUGUCAGGCAUUAUGUAGUACAAAUAAAUUACCAUGUGUGAAAUCAGAUACUGUUUGUUCAUAUGAAAUUUGCGUUAUGAAUACCUUCAAGCGUUCUGAGUUGUGGAAAUAUUGUUACUUCUGCCUGUGUUCUCAUGCUAAUAAAUUUUUGAUUUCCUAUAUUAUGAGUACCGUAUAUAUUAGUGUUGACUAUAUUUCAAAUUUUUUUUUUUAUAUCAUCUCGUGCAUUAUACGUACACAUAAGUAUGGUUAGGUACAUCAUGGAGGUUACAUAACUUGAUAUUUGUUCUCCUCACUCAUUUCGGUUACCUAAAUUGGUAUUUGUCUUCCUACAUCAUUUCUCAUAUGCUUUCUCAUAUGCUGGACAGUUGAAAUAUCAAGUGGAGUAUACAAAUAUAGAUUACACAAUAUGGAAAAAGUAUGGGUAUUUGGUCCUGGCAUUCAACACAUUUGUAUUUGAUCUUCUUUGCCAUCCCUUUGCAGGAAUGUAGAGAACAGAAUCACAUUGGUGUGCCGAGUUGAGUGGUUUAGACUUUAGAUGGUCCCGCCAAAUGUGUAAAACUGCUGUGAUGAUACUUCUCCAUAUCUCCAAAUUUUGAUUUUGCUUCAUUUUCAUUUACGUUGAAAUGUUUAUUUGCUUUUUGAACUUGUCCUUGUCAAUAAAUAAAGAGUAAAUUCCUCUGCUGCCUU